GCGCGGCGGCUGCAGACGCGGUCGCGGGCGCGGAGCUGUUCGGCGGGACCCGGCCGGACGGGCGCCGGGGGAGCCUCGCGCGGUCCCUCCCGCCGAGACGCGGAACCGGCGGGGGCCUGGCACCAGAAUCGGGUCGCGGCCGCUCCAGCGAGAGCCUGCCCCCUGCUGGCGGGACCACGGCUGCAGGCCGCCCACCUGACCGUCCGGGAAGAUGAGCGCCUGUGGGAGGAAGGCGCUGACCCUGCUGAGCAGCGUCUUUGCCGUGUGCGGCCUGGGCCUCCUGGGCAUCGCCGUCAGCACCGACUACUGGCUGUACCUGGAGGAGGGCGUGGUCCUGCCCCAGAACCAGAGCACGGAGAUCAGGAUGUCCCUGCACUCGGGCCUGUGGCGUGUCUGCUUCCUCGCAGGUGAGGAGCGCGGACGCUGCUUCACCAUAGAGUACGUGAUGCCCAUGAACAGCCAGCUGACGUCCGAGUCCACGGUCAACGUUCUGAAAAUGAUUCGCUCGGCCACACCGUUCCCUCUGGUCAGUCUCUUCUUCAUGUUCAUUGGGUUUAUCCUGAGCAACAUCGGGCACAUCCGUCCGCACAGGACCAUCCUGGCCUUUGUCUCCGGCAUCUUCUUCAUCCUCUCGGGCCUCUCUCUGGUGGUGGGCCUGGUGCUCUACAUCUCCAGCAUCAACGACGAGAUGCUCAACAGGACCAAGGACGCGGACACCUACUUCAGCUACAAGUACGGCUGGUCCUUCGCCUUCGCUGCCAUCUCCUUCCUCUUAACAGAGAGCGCAGGCGUGAUGUCCGUGUACCUGUUCAUGAAGAGGUACACCGCCGAGGACCUGUACAGGCCUCACCCCGGCUUCUACCGCCCGCGGCUGAGCAACUGCUCCGACUACUCAGGCCAGUUCCUGCACCCAGACGCCUGGGUCCGGGGCCGCAGCCCCUCCGACAUCUCCAGCGACGCCUCGCUGCAGAUGAACAGCAACUACCCAGCCUUGCUCAAGUGCCCCGACUACGACCAGAUGUCGUCCUCGCCCUGCUGAGCUCACUGCCUACCCCCCUCCCCUGACCCCGUCCCCCCACUCCCCCCACUCCCCCCCACCGCCCCCCCGGGACCGUGGAUGGCCAGAGAGCCUCUCCUGGGCUCGCCCCUGCUGGCCUGUGCGCCCUGGGCCCAGCCCGUGGUGGACAGGCCAAGGCCGCCCCCACGCUUAGCUGUUGUCACAUGACCAUGUUGUCUCCCUGCUUCCCCCAGAAUGUCUCUAACUGGCCCCCAGUGGUGUCAGGAGUCCAGAGCCAGUGGGCAAGCCGAUUGGCAGAGAGCAUGGGUGUAGCCCCGCCUCUUGAGUGCCAAUCACUCCAGCCGCUCUCCCCUUUCCUGGGACAGGUGGGUGUCUAGCCGUGUAUUCAUCCCUGCACACCCAACUGCAUGGCCCCAGGCCAAGGCCAGCUCUGGGACGCCAAGCUCCUUCCACACCCCCAGCUGGACGUGUGUCUGCCAGUGGGCCUGGCCCUCACAUUCAUGAUCUGGCCCACCGGACAAAAGGUGACUGAUAGGGCGGUCUGGCUGGUUCUGCGUUGCCAAGCAGUGUCCUUGUGAAAUCUUUUAUUCUUUUUGUCACCACGUCCCUCCAUACAACACACCCAUCUGUGCUGUCCCCUCCCUCUCUGCCCACAGACUGUGACUCCUCCUCCCACCAGAACUCAGCUGCCCAUCUUGGUCCCCAGGGGCUGAAGGCGCUCUGAGGCCACUCUGACGAAGUCACAAGGAGGUGUGAACGGCUGAUGAUGUCUUACUAUGUAUGGCCCCUCCCUCCGUGACAUAUUCAACAGGGGUCUUUCAUGCCUUAACCCCAAGAAGUGACUCUGAUGAUGAGAAUUUUGCUGGUCCGAGUGAAUAUUCCCAGGCGCUGUUUCAGGCCCUGGGGAUACUGCCCCUGCUCACAGGGGCCUCACUUCCAGCCCACGGCCCUAACAUCGAAUCAUGGGGACAGAUGUCUGUACCACCCGCAGAAGGCAGCUUGCGAGGAGGCUGCGUGGGAGUUGGAGCUGCAUUUGCUGACACCUGGUGCAUUUUGAGUCUGAACAAGCCAGGCUGGGACUCCAGCGUCUCUCCUGAGGAUGUCUGAGAACAUUGGGGGGUUGCCAGUCGAACCCUAAUAGAGGGUCUGCUUCCUGGGUAUGGGACCUGUGUAGGCAUAUAGGUGCCCCCAGAAGGCAAGGCGGCAUGAUGCCCAUUUUCCUGGUAGGAAACCUGGGCUAGGACGUGGGAGGCACCGACGUGAAGUCCACGGGGCGGAACACGGUGGGAGCACCUCUGUGGGCGUCACACCUCAGUUCUCGGGGGUCUCAUCCGGGCGGCUUGGAUCUGAGGUUUUGACUAGUGAAACUGCCGGCUGCCUGCACGUCUCUGCCCUGCCUGCUUUCCGCUCUUCCGCGCUCUAAGGUGGCAUUGUUCUGGGCACAAGGCUACAGUGGCGCCUCGUGGGCUCUGAAAAGUUGUACAGAGACGUGCACGUGACGUGUGCAGCCUUCCAAAGGGCAGUGGUUUGGGUUUUUGUUGGUUUUUUUUGUUUGUGUUUUUGCUCAGCUGCCAUAACAAAAUGCCACAGACUGGGCGGCUUAAAGGGCAUAUGCUUUUCUCACAUUCUGGAGGCCAAGAGUCCGAGAUCGAGGAGUCAGCAGGUCGGGCUUGGUCUGAGGCCCCCCUUGGCUUGCUGAUGGCCACCCGCUCGACCAUGUCCUCCCGUGGUCUUUUCUCUGCACGCGUGGUGUCCACACCCCCUCUUUUUAAGGACCCCACCCCCAGAUCGCACGUGUCAGCUUCCUGGAGAAAACCCCAGGUUGCCCUCGUGUGUGACUUCAACCCUUGCCUAUGAACCAGUAGUAACUCUAAACCCAACUCUCCCUCCGUUGGCACCUGUGAUGGCUGUUGUGUCUUUGGCUACUGUUUACGGAAUAACAUGGAAACCGCGUUCUCCCUGCAGCCAAGGGACCGGCGAGAGUCCCUGGAGACCAGUAGGUAGCUUUUCCCAGCCGGGUGGGCUGGUGUGUAGCUAUGCUCUCCUACAGCUUUCGCCACGGGAAUUAGCUCACAGGAUGCACUUUCCUCGCCCUCCCGCGCCCUUUCUCUGUCACUGCGCCAGGCUGGUUUGUGUGCGGGGAGGAGAUAGACGCCCCUCGCCCGGGCGAUGGUUGGCUGUCCCAGCUUUAGGGUGGGCCCUUCGUGGCCUGGAUGCUGAGCUGCUCAGUGAAGCAGCUCUGACCCUGGGAACGUGCAGUUCACACUCAUCUUAGGAACUGAGCGCCUCCUCAGGCACUGCGCGGCCAUCACAGUGGCCUUUCCAUCUAGGACAGUGGUCGGCAAACCACGGCUCCCGAGCCACAUGCGGCUCUGUGGCCCCUUGAGUGUGGCUCUUCCACAAAAUACCACGUGCGGGCGCGCACGUACAGUGCGAUUGAAACUUCGUGGCCCAUGCGCAGAAGUCGGUUUUCGGCCUGGGCGAGUCCAUUUUGAAGAAGUGGCGUUAGAAGAAGUGGGGGUACGUUCGCUGAGGUCGACCCCUAGAAUGAGGACGUUUUUAGCAAAGGCCAGCUUAGGAGCACCCUAAUUAAGUUAAUAACAAUGUACCUACCUAUAGAGUUUAAGUUUAAAACAUUUGGCUCUCAAAAGAACGUUCAAUCCUUGUACUGUUGAUAUUUGGCUCUGUUGACUAAGGAGUUUGCCGACCACUGGCCUAGGACGUCAUCUCAGAGCGGAACCCUACUCGCCGCCUCUCCACAAUCAAGAGGAUUUGAUCAACCAUUAAAGUAUAUAAACUCAGCUCUGAGAUCAUGAAUUAGGGUCCCUUCCCCAGUACACUUUCGGAUCUUUUGUUUCCUAAGCUCUUCAAAAAAUACAUGGAUGAGCGCUUUUCCUUUUCACCCUCAAAAAGUGGGAGGGGAAACUCAUACACCAAAGUCUGAUGAAUUUUUGGAAUAAAACCACUGAGGGUUACCAGCCAUCGGGAUGUCGGUUCCCUCCCACCUGGAACUCGCCACCCUCCUUCUUGCCUCAGGUGUGAGUCGGUGAUGCCUCAGCACCCAAACACCAGGAGAUGGCCUGCAGAGGAAGGGUCCGUUUCAGCUGUGCACCGAGGUGAGGGAGGAGUUACGGGCAGAUCCACACGUGUCCCCGGUGUCAUGGGGAUGUUCCAGAGCCACACAUGGGGAGAGGCCCCUCCUCCGUGUUUGGGUAACUCUCCUUUCUCCCUAAGUACACAUGCUGUGUCCAGGCUUUGGAGAAACAGCACCAACAGAA
Messenger RNA from Myotis daubentonii (Daubenton's bat), 4296 nucleotides. RefSeq names its product calcium voltage-gated channel auxiliary subunit gamma 5 (gene CACNG5). Gene Ontology annotation, cellular component: AMPA glutamate receptor complex; postsynaptic density membrane. The record is from RefSeq and is a predicted model, not a curated record. Gene Ontology annotation, biological process: regulation of AMPA receptor activity; calcium ion transport; neurotransmitter receptor transport, postsynaptic endosome to lysosome. Lineage: Eukaryota; Metazoa; Chordata; Mammalia; Chiroptera; Vespertilionidae. Gene Ontology annotation, molecular function: voltage-gated calcium channel activity; channel regulator activity.